Messenger RNA from Cylicocyclus nassatus, 1709 nucleotides. Lineage: Eukaryota; Metazoa; Nematoda; Chromadorea; Rhabditida; Strongylidae. The record is from the annotation of a GenBank genome assembly.
AUCAUACAACCUUCUCUUAAUCACAACUAUCCUCAACGGUUGGGCGUGGAUGAUUGCAUCCCGAGUCCUUCAUGUCAGUCUUCGUUACGUCUGAAUGUCCGGCACGCGGCAGAAUUGUCUUUCAUCUUAUCUGCAACGCUAUUUCGGUACCAUUUCGUGGAAUGUCCCUGCGUCUCCGAUUUUGCUGCAUGCUCCAAAUGCCAUUCGUUUUCCAGUUGUUUUUAUCUUUAGAUGUGUUGACAUCGUUGGGUCGUGCCAGGUUUCCCGUUAGUUUGUGGGUAUCUGAGUAGAAAGGGAUUUCCCGUUUGAAAGAUGGUCAAGGAUCGUUUGAACGAGUUCCAGACUCUCUCAGGGAAAACGAACUCGACCCAUCACAGAUAUGAACGCCGUAUAUCAGCAGAGACAUCCAAGCUUUUACAUGAUGAGGAGACUUCGCUAGAGGGCUUCCUGAAUCGUAUGACUGAACUGCGGAACAUUGUGGGUCAGUUGGAGUCAUGGUUGGAAGAGGUUCGCAUACUACAUGGAGAGCUUUUGCUCGCACCAGCCUCUGACGGAGAGAAAUCACAACAGUUGCGAGUCAUCAUGGAAAACUUUCGCACAACGUCUUUAGUUGCACGACAAAAGAUAAAGAACAUAGACAAAGAAGUGAACAGCAAAUCACAUCCCGACGAGUCGAAAUCAGUGGAUUCUCGCAUUAAGCGAAACCAAAUACGCACGCUCACAAGAGCUCUUCACAGUGUGAUGUGGAAGUUCAACGAAGAAGAGGAGAAUUAUAAGGAACGCUGCAAGAAGAAAAUCACUGAUUAUUUGAAGAUCCAGGAUAUCAAGUUGACGGAUGACGAAAUAAGCGAUGCUAUUGACAACGGCGAUAUCUUCGAAAGGACGAAAGGUAUCCUUCUUGCAUACAGCGACAAAAAAGCACUCUUCGAGGACGUCAAGGCACGACGUGAUGAAUUGUUUGAAAUCGAGAAGGUCAUCCGAGAAUUGGGUGAGAUGUUUGUGGAUCUCAACAAUCUUGUAAUGAGUCAGGGAGAAAUGCUUGACCGGAUUGAGACGAAUAUCGAAGAUGCGGUGGAUUAUGCGGAGAAAGCGAAGCAGAAUGUCAAGGAUGCUCGUGAGCUUAUGAAGAAAGCACGAAAGAAGAAGAUCAUAAUCUGCAUAGUUCUCGCCAUACUGGUUCUCAUUUUGAUUAUCUUCAUACAGGCGAUGAUAUGUCAUUUUACGCCGAUUUGCUAGUCGCUCCAUAUUUCUACUCCGUUAGAGAUUUGUUCUUUUGAUGAAUCUAAGAUAACUAUAGAUAUCUGUUAUCUAGUUUUAGCCCAGCUUUAUCGCAAUAAUCACUUACGCUCAUCUUAUGUCGUUAUUUCUCCUCCAGUUGUGAUUAUACGUUGUAAUUUAUGGAUAUAUAUGGGAGAGAUCUCAGGUGCAUACUUUACAUUCACUGCGAUCAGCCUUUCCUAACCGCGAUUGUGCCUAGUGGUUCUGGACCUCACCAUCCAGAAACAUCAUAAAUACUUAUUUUUAGUAUAUUUCAUGUUGAGAUCCUGUAUGAGUGUCAUCAACAUCAUUAACCAACGAGUACUUCGAGCUAUCACAAUUUGUAGUCAAUCUCUCAUUCAAUCACUUCUCAUCAUGCCUUAGUCGCUUUUCUCCGUUUAGCGUUCAGGGACAUUUUUUUGCAUUUUGCAGAUUUGCUCAGUAAAAGUGAG